AAAAGCCAUUAAAGCAACUCCUCCUCCACCUCCGUUAAUGGUGGAGAACUGAGAGGACGUUGGAAACCCAAAACCAAUUUCACAAUCCACACUCACCGUCGCACACUCCGCCGUAAAAUUCAAAACCACCCAAAUCCCACUUCUCUCUCUUCUUCCCCACCAUGGCCUCCUGCAACUCCACUUUACUAAUCCCUCUCUUCUUCUUCUUCGCGUUCGCAGCUUCCGAGUCUCUAAUCGACCAAUCCGACUCAAACCCAACGGACUGCGCCGACCGUUGGAUCCACAUCCGGCGCCUCCCCUCCACUUUCAACCUCGAUCUCCUCUCCAACUGCUCCGGCUACCCCUUGUUCGGCGACCUCUGCCCCUUCUUGCCCAACCAUGGCCUCGGCCACAAGACCCACAACCGCUCCCAGAGCUGGUACCGCACCGACUCCCUAAUGAUGGAGCUCAUCUUCCACCGCCGGAUGCUCGAAUACCCCUGUCUGACGUCAGAUCCCCGCCAGGCUGACGCCGUCUACCUCCCCUACUACGCCGGCAUCGACGCCAUGAGGUACCUCUACGGCCCCGAAGUCAACUCCAGCGCCGAUCAGGGCCUUCAGCUCUACGAGUUUUUGCAGGAGGAUUUGCCGGAGGUGUGGAGUCGGAACUCGGGUCAUGACCAUUUCAUGGUCCUGGCCCGACCCGCCUGGGAUUUCUCUCAGCCGUUGGAUUCUGAUCCGCCGACGUGGGGGACCUCGCUUCUGGAGCUCCCCCAUUUUUUCAACGUCACGGCUUUGACGGUGGAGGCGCGUGCCUGGCCUUGGCAGGAGCACGCCGUGCCUUAUCCGACGUCGUUUCACCCGGCCAAUCUUUCUUUACUCGAGAGCUGGAUGCAGAGGGCAAGAAGGUCAAAGCGCACCUCACUAAUGAUGUUUGCCGGCGGCGGAGGCUCGCCGACGAGUAGCCCCAACAUUCGCCGGAGCAUUAGGAGUGAGUGUGAGAAUAGCACGAGCAAUGUGACCAACAAUGUGCAUGGAAAUGGCUUCUAUGGCGGAGCCGGCGGGUACUCGAAGCUGUGUGACAUUGUGGAUUGCUCUAAUGGGAUUUGUGAACAUAACCCUAUUAGGUUCAUGAAGCCAAUGCUGCAAGCAAGUUUUUGCUUGCAGCCUCCGGGGGACACCCCGACGAGGCGGUCAAUGUUUGACAGCAUUCUCGCCGGGUGUAUCCCCGUUUUCUUUGAGGAAUUGUCUGCGAGAGCGCAGUAUGGCUGGCACUUGCCGGAGGAUCAGUACCCCAAGUUUUCGGUGUAUAUACCAAAGGAGGAUGUGGUGUUCAAGGAUACAAGGAUUCUGGACGUGCUUAGGAACAUACCAAGAGCUAGGGUUAGGAGAAUGAGGGAGAAGGUGUUGGGGUUGAUUCCAAGAAUUAUGUACAGAAAGCAUGGAAGUUCGAUUGGAUUAAGAGCCAAGAAAGAUGCUUUCGACAUUGCAAUUGAGGGUGUGUUGCAGAAGGUUAGGUCUAGGGUUCAUAGAGGUCAAAUUUUUGUUCAGUGACAUUGUUUUUGAGUUUUUUGUUUUUUGCUUUUUCUUGUUGUCAUUAUUAAGUGUAAUUAUUAACUUGCUUAGCCUUUGUAUUUAUGUAUCCCACUUGAUUCAAUGUCAAGAACAUCUUAUGUAAGGAAAUGUACAAUUGAGACAAUGAGAUACAGAUAAAGCUGUCUUAGUUUUGGUA
Molecule: messenger RNA, 1710 nt
Organism: Rosa rugosa (rugosa rose)
Lineage: Eukaryota; Viridiplantae; Streptophyta; Magnoliopsida; Rosales; Rosaceae
Product: probable xyloglucan galactosyltransferase GT19
Exons: 1
Coding region: 162-1532 (456 amino acids)
Molecular function (GO): glycosyltransferase activity
Source: RefSeq, a predicted model, not a curated record